AGGGAAGGUAGAGAUGCUGGCUGGGGGAUCAGAGCUCAGCUGAGCUGGGACUCAGAAAUAUGAGUUGUCACAGGCCCAGCAUGGGGGAAGGCAGCCAUAGGGCUAGACUGUGGGGACCAGGUCUGGGUGAAACAGCAUGGCCAUAAGACACGGAGGACUUACCAUUCACCUCUGUUUUUGAGGAUGUUAUUGUGAAGGCCCUCGCCUACUAGAAGCAGAUAGGGGGUUCCUAAGGUUGAGACGAGUGUCAAAGUCUAAUAGCCUCAGGCUCCCAUAUCUAAUAAGGGCAAUGUCCCCCAUCAGCUGAGAUAUCUCAAGCUUCCCACGCCAGCCCUGCAUGAUCCAUUAUAGGCCAAUCAGGAGUCUCAGUGUCUGACCCAAUCAUCAAGGAAGGAGGAGAAGAUUGAAAAAGCUGAGGCUCCAAGGAGCUGGCUGUGAGAGCUGGAAGUACCUGGGCACAGCAAGCUAGGCAAGGUUCAGAGGAGCUGCCCAGGAGGGAGUGUCUUAGUCACUGCUCUAUUGCUGUGAGGAGACACCAUGACCACAGCAACUCUUACAAAAGAAAGCAUUUAACUGGGGGCUUGCUUACAGUUUCAGAGGCUAAUCAAUUACCAUCAUGGUAGGGAGUUAGGUGACAUACAGGCAGACAUGGUGCUGGAGAAGUAGCUGAGAAGUCUAUAUACAGAAGGAGAUACGGGGCUUGGCAUGGGUUUUUGAAACCUCAAAGCUCACCCCCAAGGACACACUUGCUUCAACAAGGCCACGCCUCCUAAUCCUAAUCCUUUCAAAUAGUGCCACUCCCUGGUGACUAAGCAUUCAAACCUAUGAGCCUAUGGGGGCCAUUCUUACUCAAGCCGCCACAGGAGGUCCAUGGCUUGGCAGGAGGCGGAGUUGGGCUUGUACAGCCUGAGGUACAUGGGCUGAAGAGGGUGAAUGCCCACUACUUGGAGCACUUGCACCUGUACUUCCGCCAUCUGCUAAGCAGACUGUCAGACCAGUUCAUCCAGCUCCCCUGGCUUAGUUCUGGGGAGUGCCUUAGUGAGGUUGGGUGGGGAGUGGGGAUUUAGGGCAGAGGCUGGGUCAGCUCUGAGGAGCAUGAACCUGGAAAGGGAUGCAACUGGGCACACGGUUUACAUACACACUGCCUAGGCAGCCGAGGGUGGAGGACAUAUAAGGCAUGAGACAUACCACUCAGAACUGGCAAGGGUACACAAUGACCCAAUCAACAGACAGUGGGCACUUGUAAACGUACUUAGGAGGUUCACCUGCCCUCACCUCAUUUGCUCCACACCCCGAGUAUCUCAAAUUCAGAGAUGUUGACAGCAUCUGACUACACCCAUUCCUAGGAUGUCUAGCAGGGUCAGGGGCUAAUCCAGGCCCCUGACGCUGCUAGAGCCUCCUCACGAUGAUCUAAAACUUCCCUGGUCCCCUCCCCCAGAUAAAAGGGACAGGCAGUUGGGUUAGAGACCUUCCCUUCUCUGUAGUCCACUGUCUCCAUGGGCACUGGUGGCCAGAGCCAGUCUUGACAUUCCACUUGACUCCAACAGCCUGGGCAGCAACCCUUCACAAGCCCAUGUUAAAAUACCUCUGUGACUCCCCAGCCAACCACUGGCACAUGCUCAGACACGUAUGCACUUAUAUGCCCACGCCACCACGCCUGUCUGUAGGCUCGCCUGUGGGCCCGCCCAGGGCCUGAUUCUAGGUCAGGUCUGAGCACAGCUUCACUGGAAGAGUGGUGACAGGUGCCGCUGGUAGGGACACCAUGGCUGGGGGUGUGUGGGGUCGGGGCAGGGAUGGCCCUGUGGGGUCCCUAACUCUGACAGCUCUAGCUGAAGGAAUCCGGGCUAACCAGGGGCAGCCUGUGGGACCCUCUUCUACAGGCCCUCAGGCUGACCCCCUGGAGGUUAGACCUGAGGCUGAGACCUACACUCACACACUUACCCCGGCCUUUGAGGCCCAGCCUGGGAACGAGGUGAUUGCCCCCACAGCCGGCAGUGAGAACUGUUCCCCACAGGAUGCCCAGGAACCAGCCCCUGAGAGACCCUACCAGGCCUCCCAGUAUUCCUGGGAGGAAGGAGCCCUUGCAGACCUUGCAUUGUGUACAGCUGCCUGUCUGGAGGAGGCUGGCUAUGCUGGGACCCAGGCAACAGCGCUCACUCUGUCCUCAGCCCUGGAAGCCCAGGGACAACGGCUGNUUACCCAGGUUCACGGUCUGGUGCGUGGGCUGCUGGCACAGGUACCUAGCCUGGCAGAGGGGAGACCCCGGCGGGCAGCCCUACGGGUGCUGAGCGCACUGGCUCUGGAGCAUGCGCAGGAUGUGGUGUGUGCGCUGCUACCCAGUUCACUACCCCCGGACCGGGUGGCAGCUGAGCUGUGGCGAAGCCUAAGCCGGAACCAGCGCGUAAAUGGGCAGGUGCUGGUGCAACUGCUGUGGGCACUGAAGAGCGCAGCGGGUCCUGAGCCUGAAGCACUGGCAGCCACACGUGCUCUUGGGGAGAUGUUGGCAGUCUCAGGCUGCGUGGGAGCCACUCGAGGCUUCUACCCUCACCUGCUGUUAGCACUGGUCACACAGCUGCAUGAGCUGGCUCAAGGUGUUCACUUGCCUGACAGCCCUAAGGUUUGGGAGCCUUUUCACCCAGGGCCACCUCACAGUCAUGCCAGCUGCACAGUGGAGGCCUUGAAGGCUCUGCUCACAGGGGAUGGUGGCCGAAUGGUGGUCACAGUUAUGGAGCAAGUAGGAGGCUGGAGGAGACUGGUAGGAGCCCACACGCAUCUGGAGGGUGUCCUGCUGCUGGCCAGUGCCAUGGUGGCGCAUGCUGAUCACCAUCUGCGAGGGCUUUUUGCAGACUUGCUUCCUCGGCUACGCAGUGCCAAUGACCUGCAGCGCCUCACAGCUAUGGCCUUCUUUACUGGGCUGUUGCAGAGCCGGCCCACUGCAAGGCUCUUACGGGAGGAAGUCAUCCUGGAGCGACUUCGAACUUGGCAGGGUGACCCAGAGCCCACCGUGCGCUGGCUAGGCCUACUUGGUCUUGGCCAUCUUGCAAUGAAUCAUGGGAAGAUAAGGCAUGUGAACACGCUGCUGCCGGUACUCCUAAGAGCACUGGGCGAAGGCGAUGCGAGACUUGUGGGUGCUGCACUAGGCGCGCUGCGGAGACUACUGUUGCAGCCAGGAGCACCUGUGAGGGUCCUUAGCUCUGAGCUUCGACCACGCCUCCCACCGCUACUGGACGAUGCUCGGGACUCUGUCCGUGCUUCAGCAGCGGGACUCCUUGGAACGCUGGUGCGGCGGGGUCAGAGAGGGCUCCGAUUGGGGCUCAGGGGACCUCUGCGGAAAUUGGUGCUACAGAGUCUGGUGCCGCUGUUGCUGCGCCUACACGACUCCAGCCGGGAUGCUGCCGAGAGCUCAGAGUGGACAUUAGCCCGCUGUGACCAGGCCCUUCGAUGGGGCCUGUUGGAGGAGAUGGUCACUGUGGCUCACUAUGACAGCCCCGAGGCUCUAAGCCGUGUCUGCCACCGCCUGGUUCAGCGAUACCCAAGCCAUGUUAAGCAUUUCCUGAGUCAGACCCAGGGCUACCUGCGGAGCCCCCAGGACACCUUGCGCCGGGCAGCCACUGUGCUUAUAGGCUUCCUCGUCUAUCAUGCUAGCCCCAGUGGAGUCAGUCAGGACCUGUUGGACUCCUUGUUCCAGGACCUAGGACAGCUGCAGGGCGACCCGGAGUCUGCGGUUUCCGCGGCAGCGCACGUGUCUGCCCAGCAGGUGGCGCUGCUUGCUCGGGCGCAGGUCCAACCACGCCGCUCUAGCCUCUUAGGCUUCAUCCGCCAUCACUCAUACCCUACAAGGCCCCAUCCACUCUAUGAUGAUAGUCCAUUCCUACGCCGGAGCCUUGCAGGCCGAUGGAACUGCCCUGAACCUCGUUGAGCCAGGCCUGGUAUCCAAAUUCAUGGGCACACACUAUCCACGCUGUCACCAAUCCCUACGAUAGCAGAAUUGCAGAAGAGGCUCUCGUCAAGGGUCACUCUGGGCCUGGUGCUGGACACUGGUACCCACUGCCCUGUAACUAUUUUCUAUGGGCCCCCCAUGUGACAGCUGUGUUGAGGAUGGCAAUUCCAUCUCCAGUCCCUCUUGUAGUCUUGGUCUAUAUUUAUUCUCUGCCAGGCUAGUUCUGUCAACUCCCUGGAGUCUGCCCUCUGCUCUAGGUUAGACCUGGCACCUGUCCUGGAUAGCAUCUGCUUCCCAAGCAAGGGUCUGGUGGAGGCAUUGAAAUUGAUGCCACCACAGGCUGCACUGCCCUCUUCCUAGGGCCCAGUAUGCCUAUCCAUAGUCUCACCUGUCAUGGCUUUCCUAGCUAUGUCAGUAGUCCUAGUCCAUUGAUCUUGUUUCUUUUCCAUCCUCUAUUCCUUACAGCUGUUCUGGGUUAUGUCCCCUGUGUCUUUGAGGUUAUGUCCUCAGAAGGCAUUGACUUGCUCUCCUGUCUAUACCUGCUGUCCCUACUCCUUUGGAUAACCAAUCCAUUUCCUACCCCCGCCCAUGUCAGAACCCACCUGUACAAUGGUCUCUAGAAGGUAUCCCUAAGAUCACCCAGCCAGGAUUGUACCGGUAGGAAGCAGGCACUCCACACCCACCAGACUGUGAAUGGGUAUGUCAUUACACAAUGUCCUGUACAGGGCACAAAUGGGAAGGCAUGGCUGGACAGACAGGAAGAGUCAGCCAUAGUUGUGACCCCACCCCUCCAGGCACUCACAUAGGUAGCUUCCUCCACUUAGAAUACCUACCUUAGAAUUAGAAUGUUGUCAGGCUGCAGGGAGGCCUCAAACACAGGAUAUGCACAGGGUACUAGGUAAUGCAUAGGGAGCUGUUUCCCUACCCUGGAGUCUCUUUGGAACAAGUUUGAGAUUUACCUAACACCUUCAUGGAAGGUGUUCAAAAUAAACAUGAGUGGGUGUCAGGGGUUGGACAACUGUCCCAGAAAGUGGUUGUGAUGAGCUGGACCCUGCACAAGAUCCGGCUUGGCUUGCGGUGAGCAAAGACUAAUGGCAGGGGCUGGGGACAUGGCACUUGUUGCUGCUAUAGCUCCCGUCUCCAGGACCACUGACUUCUGCAGAAAGCACUCCCACUGUAAGUCCAGCAGCUAGGGGCUGGAGUUUGAUCUAUGCCCUCCCUUUCUUUUUUCUUUUCUUUUCUUUUUUUUUUUUUUUUUUUUUUUU
This is a messenger RNA of Cricetulus griseus (Chinese hamster), 5205 nucleotides long. The record is from RefSeq and is a predicted model, not a curated record. NCBI's taxonomy places the organism in Eukaryota, Metazoa, Chordata, Mammalia, Rodentia, Cricetidae.